Myodes glareolus (Bank vole) is the source of this 6520-nucleotide messenger RNA. Lineage: Eukaryota; Metazoa; Chordata; Mammalia; Rodentia; Cricetidae. The record is from RefSeq and is a predicted model, not a curated record.
GACCUCCAUGGUACAUGGCUAUAUCUUCAAUGACUCCUGCCUGUGGGUAGCCCGCUCUGCCUGAGAUGAUCGGGGUGGCUCCUGGGUUCUGCAGGCGGGGAGAUCAGGCUUUAUGCCAACCAGCUCAGUGAUGGGUCCAUAAGAACACACACCUGUCUGUGCCCACACUCUAAGCUUGGGGAAGUUCCAGGCCCUGCACCCCAACAGGCAAGGGGCUCCAUGUUCAGAGCAGAGAGUCAGCUGCUCAGAGGAGCCAGCAGACAUCAGGAACCCCGAUCCGCAUUGGAGGAAUGAGGUCUGCUUCUCCUGGACAGUGCUCCUCUUCAGGAAAAGCUACAGUUUCCUCCUCCUGACCUGAAGUCCUGGGUCUCCUGUGUCCCCAAGGGCUGACUCCCCUCUUUCCUCUCAGGAGUUUCUGACAGCUAACCUCAAAACCAGAGCAAUGAGCUCACCUCUGGCCUCUCUUAGCAAGACACGGAAGGUGCCCCUAGAGUCGGAGCCUGUGAAUCCUGGGAGGCGAGGGAUAAGGAUCUACGGAGAUGAAGAUGAGGUGGACAUGCUGAAUGAUGGACACGACUCAGAAGAAAAGAUUUCUGUCCCUUCCUGCUAUGGAGGCAUUGGUGCCCCCGUGAGUAGGCAAGUCCCUGUAUUCAAUGACUCAGAUAUGAUGACCUCCAUGGGCAGGAAGCUGCGGGAACUGGAGCAACAGUUGAAGGUCCAGAGUGAACAGCUGGACCAGAAGAUCCUGGCCCUGGAGGAUUUGGUGCAGACCCUCCAGCAGAACCAGGGCAGUGCAACCCUGCGAAGGCAGGAGGAACUCGAGACACAGUGCAUUCAGCUGCAACGGCUGGUUGGCGAGAUGGAGCGGUUCCUCAGUGACUAUGGCUUGCAGUGGGUGGGCGAGCCCAUGGACCAGGACUCAGAGGAAAAGAUAGUCUCUGAAAAUGAUGAGCGAGACUGGAUGAAGGCCAAGAAGUUCUGGAAGCCAGGGGAUUCUUUAGUACCUCCCGAGGUGGACUUUGACAGACUGAUGGCCAGUCUGCAGGACCUGAGUGAGCUGGUGGUAGAGGGAGAGGCCCAGGUGACGCCAGUGCCCGGUGGGGCGCAGCUCCGAACCCUAGAGCCCAUCCCACUAAAGCUCUACCGGAAUGGCAUUAUGAUGUUUGAUGGGCCCUUCCAUCCCUUCUACGAUCCCUCCACACAGCGCUGCCUCCGGGACAUACUGGAUGGCUUCUUUCCCUCAGAGCUCCAGCGGCUGUAUCCUGAUGGAGUCCCCUUUAAGGUAAGCGACCUGCGCAAUCAGGUCUUCCCAGAGGAUGGGCUGGGCUCGUUCCCAGGUGAGGGUCGCGUGGUGGGCCGGCAGAAAAGGCGCAAGGACAGGGUGGAGGAUACUUCAGGCUCCAGGAUGACUGCUGAGAAAUUCCUGAAUAGGCUUCCCAAGUGUGUGAUCCGACAGGGAGAGGUGAUUGACAUCCGGGGCCCCAUCAGGGACGCCUUGCAGGUGAGGCCUGCCCUAAUUCCCCCAGCUUUCUCCAGGGGACUUUUUUUUUACCAACCUUGGCUCAGCCUACAGUGUCUUUCCUGGAGGCUCAGGCCUAUAGGCCCGAGCAAAGGCCAGGAUGGCAAGCACACCCUCAGAACUGUAUGGUGUCUCCGUGGAGCUGGUGAGGACUCUGUGCUCUACUCCACAGGACAGCUGGGGUGGGGGUGGGGGAUGAGCCCAAGGUCCCGGGCAUGUCCUUGAGCUUGGCCUAGGAGCUCCUUCUCAAUUGUCCCGCAGGCCUUUCAGAUGCCACGAGUUCAUUAUCUUCUGUCAUCACCCCGCUCUUCUACCCAGGUCUCCACCCGAGAAAGGGGUGCCAAGGCUGUCUCCGACUCAUCUCCUUUGUCCAAGUUGUCUUGUCCAGUCUGGCCACCCCUCAAGUUCCUGGCUGCAGCCCAUCUCCCUAGUCUAGGCUGCAGGGUGUCUCACACCCUUUCUUGUGCUGACCUUCCCACCUCCCUCCUGCUCCUGCUAGUCAUGGCCCUCUGCAGCCUUGGUUACUGGGACUGCCUGGGGAUUCUUGGAGAAAGCCAAGGCCCUUAUGCUGACCCUGAGCAUCUGUUUUGUACCAGUGCCCUCCCCAUUUCUAGCCUUCCCUCCCUUCUCUCCUGUCUCACUUGUUUCCUUGCUUCAAGAGCUGUAAACUGCUGCCAGGCUCCUGACCACAUCCCUCUUUCAGGUUCUUGUUGGUCAGGAUCUUUGUGCCGUAGGGACUGUGAGGGCUACACUGAGGAAAAAAAGAAACUGUGUUGAAAAGCAAAAAGAAAGAAAAAAAGAAUAGAAAGGCCAGGGAGAUUGUACUUACUUUGCCUUCUGUAAUUAUACCUAGGUGGUAUCAGGCUAAAAUGAGUUUCUGAGUAAGUAAAAGAAGGAUGAAGGCACCAAACAGCAUCAUAAAGUCUGAAAAUGGAGGAAAAAAAGAAAAGUCACCUCAGUGUGAUAGAGAGGGCUCAGCGCAAGAAUAUCAGGAAAAAACACAGCACCAGGUCAUCUUUCAAGGUUCAAGAUUACAACUUUGACUUUAUGGUAGGGUUGUGAUCAAACUUAAGAACCUAUGCAAGUUAGGCAAGUACUCCAAUCAUGAUGAUACUCUCAGCAAUAGUUAGACUUUUAUUUUAAAAAAUUGAAAUUAUUUACUUUAAUUUUGUUUAUGAGAGUUUUGCCAUCUGAGCCCCUGAAACAGGUCGUGGGUCACCAGGUGGUGCUGAGACUCUAACCCGGGUCUCUACAAGAGCAACAAGUGCUCUCAAUCACCGAGUCAACUCUCCCAACCCUAGGAAAACUAUUUUUUAAAGAUUAGUAUGCCUAAAUAUUAAGAACAUGGAAACAAAGUACAAAUCCAACUCCUUUUCUGUUUGUCCAAUCGUCCUUCUGCCACAGAAACUGUCAAAUUCUCUACUUCCUACUCCCAGACCUACGGGUAGUGAGAUCAGAACAGUUAACACCCAGUUUCUGAGACUUCAGAAUGUUCAGGAAGUUCUGGGUAUUUCAACUCUACCUUCCUGGUGCUUCCCGCAAUACACAUCCAAGAAGAAACAAGGUAGAUUGAAGUUUGGAUAAAGGAAAUUUUGAACAUCGACCUCGAACACCUGCAAGUUAUCAGGAAGUUGUGUAAAAAUGCAGAAAUAGCUCCUGAAUCAUUUCCUCUCCACCUCAACUGCCACUGACCCACACCCUGACUAUCCCGCAAACACCCAGACACCACCUUAAACCCUUAUGUGGCUGUGAUGUAGAAGACAUUAGGAUACUAUAUGGGUUCACAGAUAUGUUAUGAGAGCUCCCCAGAAAAUAUUAGCCAACAGAAAAAAGUAUAACUGCCAUUUUCAAUGUGCAUGAGUGUUGGGAUCUCUGGUAUCUUUAUGGGACUCAAAUGGAAGGAAAAAUAUGAAUCAGAGGCUGUGGUGGCAGUGAGAAGAACUUCCUGAUGCUUCUUUUGGGAAACCACAGGCCAAGAAAUUUAAAAGGCAAUCACAACCCACUCUGGAAACCAAGUGUGCUUCAGCUCAAGGACAGCAAGGCAGGUCCUGUGUUUACCAAACAUCAGGAGUCUGUACAUUGGUGGGGAACAUUCAGUGGUGCCUCCUGUCUCAGGGACAGUGGCCCCAUCCACCUCUGGAGACACCUCAGCACACCAGAAAGGUCAAUUUCAGUUCACAGAGACAGAGCUGUUCAAAGAGUCACAAACAUUAACAGAGCUCAAUCUUCUCAUCAGAGCUAGGCAGCACCUGGGACAAAAACAACUUUCAGACAGCGCACGCCUUGCCCCUGCCUACUUACAGUUAAGCACAGCAUGUGAACUGGAGAACUAAGAUGAACACAAACAUUCGCUCCAGCAGAUCCCCAGAUCCAGCCAUUUACAGAGGAGGGACUGGUGUGGUGGCAAAGGAAAUCGGUAGCUCAUCUGACAUGGAAGCAGGCAUCCCUUUCCUUCUGGAUCACACCCAGAAAAUAAACUCCAUAAGAUAGUGUCCUCAUCCAAGGGGGGAACAGAACUCCUUUGUCCUCCAAACUGCUACUGGACAAGGCUGCAGGGAAAAGAUGCCUCAUUCCUCCUGCGCUUCUGCACUGCCUGACCAGGGACCACGGGAACACAGCCUGUGGCUACCCCGGCAGCCUCUCUGCUUUACAUCUCUGGCUGCAAUGUCACUGUUCCCUGUCUACUACCUUCUGCAGUGUCUAUGCUGAGAAGCAGCUAAGCUUCAUAUGCAACUCCACACCAGUGCAGAGGAGCCCAGCGAAACCCACUGAAAGGCGUGUCCCUGGAACCCAGCACUGAACACCAAGCCCUGUAUGAGAUGGUUUCUGUCCCUCCCCCACAUUUGUUCCUAUCCAGGUGAUAAGGACAAGCAGAGGAAUGAGACAGCCCACAAAGCACAGAGGGGAGGAAAGAGCAGAAGAGGGAAGGGUGAAAUGGAAGUAAGAAUGAGAGAUGAAAUCUGGAAGGGCCUGCAGGGUCCUCCCACUAAGUGCCUGAACCCCUUCAAGAGCCCAGUCAUUUAAAGCACUGACUCUCUUUUUGACUUCACAGAGGAAUGAAACCCAAGAAGCCCAGAUCCCACUGCCUUCUCCAGCCCAGUCAGCCAGCUCAGUGGGUCUCAAACAUCAGUGUUUGAGGAGCCCUGCCUUCAGCUGGUGCAAGGCAACACCCACAGAUCUCAAUUUUUACAAACGUGAGCCCCAUUCUUGGAGAAGUCCUUCCUAUCAUUAGUAGGACUCUCUCUCUCUCUCUCUCUCUCUCUCUCUCUCUCUCUCUCUCUCGCACACAAUUACACACUUGUUGUACCCAUAUUGCUCCCCACCUCUCCUAUCUUAAAACAAAGCAAUUAAAUGUAGAACGGCAAACUAUGUACAACUAUUGAGAGACAGCCUGACAUCAGGCUCUGACUAGAGCACACCAACUGUGAGGCCUCGGCAAAUGAUUGUCUUAGUCCCCUUCUCUGUACACUGAGGCUCAUCAAAUGUCCUUUUGCCACUGAGAAGACCACAUGAGAACAUGGAGUGUAGCACAGUGUCCAGUAGGCAUGUGCUGUGCACAGAUCUGUUGACUGAUGCAGUAUGUGAACUAUGAAGCUCAUUGCACAGGAGGGCAAAUGAACAGAGUGAUGAGGGCAAGGAACCUUUGCAGAGCUCAGCAUCAUCCUUCUAAGGGACUUCCCUUUGUCCUCCUAGCCACACCCCACCUGGAUCUGACUCAUGGACACUGCGGUCUCAACAGAGCUAUCAAAUUUACACUGGACUUUAUGAUUUAUAAAUAACAUUAAAAUUUUUAUAGUAUGUAUUUUCAUUUUCUCCUCUUCCUUGUUACUUUUUUUCUAGGACAUCUGGUUUGUUUGGUUUUUUUUUUUCAACCCUCCUCUCAUUCUCUCCCUGCUUCUCCCUGGUAAUUUAUGUGUGAUGUCGGGCUAAGAAUAUCUGGUAACAUUCCUAAAACAAAUCACUCUAAAUCACUAAAGAAAUGGUUGGGAGAGGCACACAGUCACGUGUCUUAUGUCUGGGGACAAGCCUGCAAUUCCCAUAAAACCAGAGACCCUCUGCGCUCACCCUCUUCUCCCUCAGCCUCCUAGAGCAUGGGUCUCUCCUGGCUGCCUGGGAGCUCUGUGGCUAGAGAGCCCAUGGGUUCCCCAUCCAAUAUAAGCCAAACUCGGUUCACAUCUCAUUCCCAGCCAUCUGAACCCUUGUCCUUGUCUGAUCCACCCCUGAGAGUAAAGCAGACAGCUCAGAGCCACCAUUAGCCCUUUCCCUGUGACCGUCUCUUCUUUCCUUCUUAGUCACAAAGACCUGCCAAUUCCCAAAUGGCCCUCACCGUCCCCUCUGCUUCAUGGCUUCUGGUCCUCCUGGCUGGGAGCUAUCUCUCAGGUGGACUGUCUGUAGAACACAGCUACCAUAAUGUCCUGAGAAACAGAUAAAGAGUUCACUUCCCACUUAAAGCCCCUGAUGAUUCCCCACUCAUAAGAGUCCAAACUCCUCCAAAGCAUCAGAACUGGGAGUUGGGAUUUCCACAAUUUGGCAGGAACCCACCUAAGAGGUCCAGAAUAAGACCUGUCCAAAAGUAUCAUUCCAUCCUCCUACAAGGCAGCCCAGUGGCUGCACAUGACUGAGGGUGGAGACUCAGGCUCAGGAGGAUACACACAUCUCACUGAAGAAAAGCAAACAUCACUGACAGUCACGCAGUCAUGUUCUGAGUCUAGAGUUCAUCUUCAGUCUCAUCUUAAAGAAGUCACAGCUAAGGCCUGGAGAGGCAAAUCUACUCAAUUCAAGGUCAGAACUCAGUAGGCCAGGUCCUGACCCCCAGCUCUUGUUUCAUCUGCCAACAGCCUGAAUGACUCUCCUCUGCAAAAGGUCAGGGUCCCCACAGCUUUCCCUUUGACUGGACACUUCACCCCACCCCCACACCUGCAGAGAGAGCUAGCCCAGAGGAACAGAACAGGAAGAAGUGAGCUUGGGCACUGCUUCAGGACCAGAUACAAGGCCUUUUGA